GAGGGAGGCGUCCCACUGGAAACGUCUUCUGUGUGAAGUGGUGAGGGACUCAGAUCAUCCAGCACUCAGCCGACUUCUCUCCUGGUGCCCCUGCUCCGCUAAGACAAGACUUUGAAGAUGAGGAUGUGGAUCGUCUUCUUCCUGUGCCUGGCUGGCCACGCCAUGGCUGCUCCUACUGAGGAGGUGCCAGUGACCGAGGAGCCAGUUUAUGAGGAUAUUGAUGAUGCUGUGCCAGUGAUUGAUGAGCCAGUUGUCGAGGAGCCCGAGGUGGGAGUCAACCCAGUGCAGGUCGAUGUGGGAGAGUUCGACGAGGCCAUCGAGAUCAUUGAGGAAGAAGUUUUCGACAAUCCCUGCCUGACCCACCACUGCAAGAAGGGAAAGGUGUGUGAGGUGGACGAGGACAACACCCCCCUGUGUGUGUGCCAGGACCCCACCGCCUGCACCGCUGCCGAGGGAGAGUUCGAGCACGUUUGCGGCACCGACAACAAGACCUACGACACCUCCUGCCACUUCUUCGCCACCAAGUGCGCCCUGGAGGGAACCAAGAAGGGCCACAAGCUGCACCUGGACUACAUCGGACCCUGCAAACACAUCGACACCUGCCUGGACAGCGAGCUGAACGAGUUCCCCCUGCGCAUGAGGGACUGGCUGAAGAACGUUCUGGUGACUCUGUAUGAGCGCGAUGAGGACAACAACCUGCUGACCGAGAAGCAGAAGCUCAGGGUGAAGAAGAUCUACGAGAACGAGAAGCGGCUGCAGGCCGGCGAACACUCUCUGGACCUGCUCGCCCACGACUUCGAGAAGAACUACAACAUGUACAUCUUCCCCGUGCACUGGCAGUUCGGACAGCUGGACCAGCACCCCGUCGACGGAUACCUGACCCACACAGAGCUGUCCCCCCUGCGUGCCCCCCUCAUUCCCAUGGAGCACUGCACCACCCGCUUCUUCGAGGAGUGCGACGCCGACAGUGACAAAUACAUCGCCCUGGAGGAGUGGGCCGCCUGCUUCGGAGUCAAGGAGCAGGACGUGGACAAAGACCUGGUCAUCUAAGCUCCUCCGAGCAGCAGCAGCAGUCUGACAACACCUAGUCGCUACUAACGGGACAAGGUGCUGAUCCCUAAGUUAAAAAUCACAGUAACGGUGCUAAUUGCAAAUUAUUUUUUAUUUUUGUUUUGUUUGAAUAAUGACUUUUCCUACCUAUACCACUAAAAAGAUUACAAAAGAGAAACGUGCACAGUCUGUACUAACUUUGAAUUCUCCUGUUGGUUGAACAAAACUCCCAGUAAAGUAAACUAAAGACCUCUGGUGUAAAUGUAUGUUGUGGACAAUAUUAUUUUAGACGCUAUGAUUUGUUCAGGGCUUUAAACGGAGAACAAUUUGAAACGUUUUUAUUGAGGAGACAAAAACUGUAAAGUCCAAAAUAAAGUUUCUAAAUAAA
Molecule: messenger RNA, 1438 nt
Organism: Hippoglossus stenolepis (Pacific halibut)
Lineage: Eukaryota; Metazoa; Chordata; Actinopteri; Pleuronectiformes; Pleuronectidae
Gene: sparc
Product: secreted protein, acidic, cysteine-rich (osteonectin)
Exons: 11
Coding region: 118-1050 (310 amino acids)
Biological process (GO): anatomical structure development
Molecular function (GO): collagen binding; protein binding; calcium ion binding
Source: RefSeq, a predicted model, not a curated record